UUGAUCGGUGUGGUGGUAGGCGUUUUCGUUCUUGUUGCACCAAGUCAAGUCUUGGCUCUCAGCACUAAGAUGACAGGAGUUGGGGGCGGAUUUCUCUUGGAAUAUAUCGUUGUAGUUACCUCCUAACGAGUAUAACCCGUUGAAUUCCACGUUGUUAUUAAAGCGACCUUCGUUCGCCACCUCCUCUUCAUAUUAUCUACCACCAAUUGAAUUUUGAUGCCGUCACGAUGAACAUCAACUGUAUUCCACCAGCGUCGCUGAUCGAUAAGGAUAUUAUCGAGACUCUUUGUCACAGCCCGGAAUCAUCCCAUGAUCAAUUCCAUGCUUUCUUUCGCUUUUAUUGCAAUACUCUAUGUGCCGACUUGUUUCCCACUGGUACACUUACUAAUUCUUUCACGCACCCCCUAGCAUCGUCUAUAGACGUUAUUAAGGCAAUCUCAAUAUUGAGGUCCCAAUGUGGAACAUCCAAGGAGACCCUCAUUGGGCAAUUAUUCCCCGAUAUACCCAAAGAUAAGCAGGAACAAUCUUUAAGAACGCUGGUAAAAGUUGCCUUCAUGUUGGAUACGGCGUCCUACAAGAGCUUCUCUGAUGACUUCCAACUUCGUUUCGGGGAUACUUUCCCUGUGAAUUGGAAAGACGAUCAGAGUUUGGUUGACUUCAUCCAAGCCACUUUUGCUCCUUCAGUAUACCGAGCUACGGAGACUCACAACAAGCUCAAAGCCUGGAAGCUCAAAAAGCGUCAUGGAGUAUCCAUCGUGCCAACAAAUGACCUAAUCCAGCACUUGCUAUAUGAUCCUAGAAGCAGGACCUUGACCGUGUUCCAUCAAGUUGCUUGGCUGAAAGCCCAACUGAGGUAUGCGGCUGAGUGUAGUGGUAUAGUAACGGAUAAAGAAUAUAUAGAAAGGGGUAUCCUACCACCACGGAUUCUGCGCGAGACACUAUAUUCGAUUUAUCGGAUUUUAUUCCCUCUCGACGAAAAAUCAGCCAAGUUUACCAGACAAUUAGUUAAUGAGCAGAAUGGACGUUUCGACGAUAGUUUAAUGCUGGAUCCUGGUAUUAUUCAUCCCAUGUCGGAACCUUUCGAGCUGGCUUUUUGGGGGAAGCGAUUACGGCGGCUGGAAGAUGUUGUGGCUCAUCCGCCGCCUACAAAUACACUUAUUUCUUGGAUCGAAAGGCACACAUCGGAAAGGAAUGCUUUAACCGUGGCGAUCGCAGGCUUGUUCUUUGCGGCCCUUUUUGGCCUUCUAAGUGUUAUGGUUGGUGUUGCGCAACUAAUACUUUCUUAUUAUGCGUGGAAAUAUCCAACUUAGGCUUUCCAUUUAGGCUUUCAUUUAAUAAAUAAACUCAAUACGAAUGCAA
Molecule: messenger RNA, 1359 nt
Organism: Daldinia decipiens
Lineage: Eukaryota; Fungi; Ascomycota; Sordariomycetes; Xylariales; Hypoxylaceae
Exons: 2
Coding region: 228-1310 (360 amino acids)
Source: RefSeq, a predicted model, not a curated record